AUGCAAAAGCUCUGGACGUUAAAGAAUGAAAAUGGGUCAAUUUGGGAUUGGGAUCAAGAAUUGCCCGACUACCUUAAACAAGAAUGGGCCAACAAUCAUACUCAACUCCCCCUGCUGAACGGUGUUUGGCUAGAGAGGUAUGUUCUCCUGCGCAAGGCAGUCGAGAGUGAGUUACACAUUUUCUCGGACGCAUCCGAAACAGCUUAUGGUGCGUGCGCUUAUAUUCGAUCUGUUAAUGAUCACGGCGAAAUUAAAGUGGCUCUCCUUACAUCUAAGUCGAGAAUCGCCCCCCUCAAGCAAGUUAGCAUUCCCCGCCUAGAGCUUUGUGGCGCUCUUCUGGCAGCCGAACUUUACGAGAAGAUUCGGCUAUCGAUAAAUAUUGAGAUGAAUGUGAAAUUUUGGACGGAUUCGACAGUGGUACUGAGUUGGCUGAGGGCUAUUCCAUCAACUUGGACCAACUUUGUGGCAAAUAGGGUUUCCAAAAUUCAGACUGCGACGGAAGGAUGCUCAUGGCAACACAUAACCGGCGCAGAAAACCCAGCUGAUGUCAUUUCACGAGGCUGUUUGCCGUCGGACAUUCUUCACAAUUCAUUAUGGUGGCAGGGACCAGAUUGGCUAAACCAAGACAAGGUUUCUUGGCCAAUUCCGAACGUUGAUAUCGUUACCAGCACUGAUUUUGAAUUGAGAAAAUCCGUAAUCGUUUCCUCUUCAGCGAACAUAGAACCCAGCUUCAUUGAUGACCUCCUGAAACAAUUUGAAAAUUUUCAUGCGCUUCUACGCUUCACCGCAUAUGCGUUGCGCCUCAGCACGAAUUUUCGUCUGCCACAGAGCGAGCGCAGAUUCCAGGGGCUCACGACCGACGAAUUGAGAACAGCAGAACACACGAUUGUCCGACUUAUCCAACAGCAGCAUUUCCCCGACGAGUGGAGAAGGUUGAAAAAAGGCGAGCCGGUAUCGAGUUCUUCGAAGCUGAAGUGGUUCUACCCAAUACUUAGCCAGCGUGAUGACGUCAUUAGAAUCGGUGGGAGAAUUGAUCGAUCAGCGCAACCGUACGAAUCAAAACACCAGAUAAUUCUCCCAGGAUCUCACCCCUUCACCGUUCUUUUGCUCCGCUCUUAUCAUCAUCGUCUACUGCAUGCUUCUCCCCAGCUGUUGAUAAACAUGGUCCGGCUCAAGUACUGGAUUUUGGGUGUGAGAUCAGCCACUCGGAAGGUUGUCUAUCAAUGUAUUGCCUGUGUGAGAGCACGACCCCAGCUGAUCGAACAGCUGAUGGCCGAGUUACCAGCAUCUAGAGUUUCUCCCACACGGCCGUUCUCUGUUAUUGGUAUCGACUAUUGGGGACCGAUUCAAAUCAAACCACGACACCGAAGAGAUGCUCCAGGCAAGGCAUACGUGGCUGUGUUUGUCUGUUUUUCGACGAAGUCCGUCCACCUUGAACUUGUGGUGGACCUCACUACAGCCAAAUUUCUCCAAGCGUUCCGACGAUUUGUGAGUCGUCGUGGUCUGUGUGCUCAUGUUUACACGGACAACGGUCGCAAUUUUGUUGGUGCGGCAAACGAGCUACGUAGGUUCCUUCGAAGCAACGACUACAAGAGUCAUCUGGCCAAUGAAUGCUCCGAGAAUGGGAUCCAAUGGCACUUUAAUCCACCGAGGGGAUCUCAUUUCGGAGGUUUAUGGGAGGCAGCGAUCAACUCGGCCCAGAAGCAUUUCGUCCGUGUUUUGGGAAACCACUUGUUGCCGUAUGAUGAAAUGGAGACGCUUUUAGUGCAGAUCGAAGGCUGUCUCAACUCUCGCCCUAUCACCCCUCUGAGUGACGACCCCACAGACUUAGAGCCCCUCACCCCUGGUCAUUUUCUCGUUCAAUCGGCGCUUAAGGCAGUGCCCGAUGACGAUCUACAGUCGUUGCCUACCAACAGGCUGACUCAAAUGCAGCUGACCCAGAAGUUGGCGCAAGAUAUUUGGAAGAGAUGGCAUGUUGAAUAUUUGGCUACAUUGCAAACUCGAUCGAAAUGGUGUAAGGCUCCCGUUAAAAUCGAAUUGAAUCGUCUUGUUCUCAUCAAGGAUGAGAAUCUCCCUUCCACACAAUGGGCAACUGGCAGAAUCCAUAAGCUUCAUCCCGGGGCUGAUGGGGUGACUCGGGUGGUAACACUGCAGACAGCAAAGGGUUUCAUCGACAGACCGGUUGCAAAGCUCUGUUUGCUGCUGAUCGCAUCAAUGGAUGGCGAGAUGAAUGAAGGCGAGAAUUCAUCAAUCAGCAACGAAAUCGAGAAUGGAAAUCAGCAUGAAUGA
This is a messenger RNA of Uranotaenia lowii, 2289 nucleotides long. RefSeq lists its product as uncharacterized. Gene Ontology annotation, biological process: DNA integration. Gene Ontology annotation, molecular function: nucleic acid binding. The coding region runs from base 1 to 2289 and encodes 762 amino acids. The transcript has a single exon. The record is from RefSeq and is a predicted model, not a curated record. NCBI's taxonomy places the organism in Eukaryota, Metazoa, Arthropoda, Insecta, Diptera, Culicidae.